Messenger RNA from Scaptodrosophila lebanonensis, 5174 nucleotides. RefSeq names its product cold shock domain-containing protein E1 (gene Unr). Gene Ontology annotation, molecular function: nucleic acid binding. The record is from RefSeq and is a predicted model, not a curated record. The transcript has 10 exons. The coding region runs from base 1716 to 4859 and encodes 1047 amino acids. Lineage: Eukaryota; Metazoa; Arthropoda; Insecta; Diptera; Drosophilidae.
CAAGAAGGAACACUGAAAACAACUGUAAUUUUUAACAAUAGUAAGCAAGAAAAGAAAAAACGAACAUCUUAAACAACAAUUUUACACUUAAGAGCAAAUGCAAAUUAAAAGAUAAAAACAUUGAAACAAAUUCGUGAUAUCUUAAAGGACUUCGAUACAUAUACUAUAGUAUAUUAUAUUAUAUUAUAUAAACAUUUAAGUAAGCUUAAUGUAGUAAGAAAAAAACAAAAGAAAAAAGCCCAUAAGUUAAACAACAACAACAAACCAACAAAAAGCAAAAUAAAAACCUUAGGUUAUAAAGAAGACUUAAACGCAUUCAAAAAAUAAAAUAAAACUACAUAUAUUAAAAAAAAAAGAAACAAAACUUAGGCUUAAAGUUCAACAUAGUAAAUGAGAAAAACCGUAAAGAGUAUCUAUAUAUAUAUAUAUAAAUAUAUAUAUACAUAUAAUAAAACUAUAAAUAAAGAACUUGAAUAGUGAAUACAUAGUAAACGAAACAGCAAUAAACAAAAUACAAAAUAACUGUAACCGAAAAGUAAUAGCAACGUACAGCGAAAACUUCGAUGCACCAGCUGCGACAGAGACGACAGCAGAGUGAGGCAGUGAGAUCGACAGUAGCACUCGUUGUGCAGCCCUAGCUGGCAGGCAGGUAAGCGGCAAAGCUGCAACGGUACUCAAAGCUUAGUGUGUACCAAACAACAAAGUAAUACAUAAAAGUUAAAAAAUAAUAUAAAUCACUACUACUUCCUAAAACCACAACGAUUGCCUACAAAAUAUAUAUAUAUUAUAUAUAAAAACAAAAAGAACAAAAAACAUAUACCCACUUCCCAAUUAUAAAUCAAAUAACUAAAACGACAUAAAAAUAUUCAAAAAAAAACCUAUAUCAAACAACAAAGCUCUAAUUUAGCCCCAAAAAUAAAAGUAUUCCGUAAAGCCCAGUGUAUUUUUCUAGUAAAAAAAAAUAUAAAAGUAAUUUAAAAAUUGCAACAUUUCAAUAACUAAAGCCACAUUUUGCAAAUGGAACAAACAAAUGCAACAACAUCAUAAGUAAUAACAGCAGGCAGCAGCUUAUGCAUUUUUUCAACACAAUAUUUUGUUAAACACGGAGCAGCAACUUCAACUUUAGCAACAACUAUCAAGCAACAUCUUCAACAAGAACAACAACAUAAAACGUUACAAAAUUUGUCGGCAUUUUUUACUAUACCCCCACAGACAUUUGUGGGUGCUGUUGCCCUUCAAAAAGAAAACAAAAAGACAACCAAAAACAACAAUUGAAAAAAAAGUGACAAGCAACAACAAAUUUUUAUUAACUUCGAAGACAAGGAAUUUCAGUGCCUCUUGUGCCAGUGUUUAGCCAAAAUAUAUAUACACAAACAUAUACGUAUUUAUUGCUUAGUUUUUUCUUUUUGAUAUAAAAUAAAAAUACAAAAAAAGAGAAAAAAUAAAUUUAAAAAAAAUAAAAGAAAAAAAAUACAUUAAAAAGUUGCCGGUCAAUUUUUGACUCGUGCUAAACGCGCUUGCUCUCGCUCUCUUCAACAAACCCCAUACUAUUCUUCGCCGUCGUCUGUCCUUCUCGUCUCCUUCGUCGUCUUGCCAUACCAAGCAGUAGCUACAUCAACAACAACAACUACAACAGCAAAAGGCGCAGCAACAUUAUCCAAUUAAGCAACCAGACUCGUUUUGCUAGUCCUUAUCAACAUUUUUCUUCAGCCAACAUGAAUACGCAAUCCAAAGGAUAUCGCACUGGCGAAGAAAUCUACGAUAACAUGCAGUGCGAUAGUUUUUUCAACAUGAAUGCUAUUCGAAAUUUGGGCAUACCAACAACUUUUCCCCAAAUCGGAACUUUUACGGUCGACUCCACGUUGGGUCUACAGCCGCAAGGGCAGGGACCGCCAACACCAUCGUCUGUGCAGUUGGCGCAGAUGGGUCAGCCGCCCUCACAGCAGCAACAACCGCCCAGCAUGCAUCAUCAUCAGCAACAUAUGCAACAGCAGCAGCAGCAUCAUCAUCAGCAGCAGCAACAACAUUCCAGCAUUGGCAUGUUCGACGUCAACGAUGUAAACGAUGUGAUUCAGAAUCCAGCUCCCAUUGGCGUAUUUCAAUCUAAUAGCGUGCUGAGCAAUGGAGCUGGCAGUUCUUCGUCCAUUUUUGGUUCGCAAUCGAGCAAUUCUUCGGCUGCCGCAGCCGAUCCAAGUCAGGCAACACGCGAGACCGGGAUCAUUGAAAAGCUUUUGCAUUCCUAUGGCUUCAUACAAUGCUGCGAGCGUCAGGCCCGCCUCUUCUUUCAUUUCUCGCAAUUCAGUGGCAAUAUCGAUCAUUUGAAAAUCGGCGAUCCUGUUGAAUUUGAGAUGACCUACGAUCGCCGCACCGGCAAGCCCAUUGCUAGUCAAGUUUCCAAAAUUGCGCCCGAGGUUGUACUGUCCGAGGAACGGGUCACUGGUACGGUGACCACCGAACUGCGCACCGAUAGCGCCAACAAUGUGCUCUCCUCCAGCGAGACCACGGGUCGCAUUAGCUAUGAGAAUCGCGGCGAAUGUUUCUUUCUACCUUAUACCAAAGACGAUGUCGAGGGCAAUGUCAAUUUACGUGCUGGCGAUAAAGUGAGCUUUCAAAUUGCAACGAACCAAAGAGGAAACUUAGGCGCCUGCCAUAUUCGUCUUGAGAAUCCGUCGCAGCCUGUGAAGUAUCGCGGUGUGGUCUGCUCCAUGAAGGAGUCCUUUGGUUUUAUAGAGCGUGCCGAUGUGGUGAAGGAGAUUUUCUUUCAUUUCUCGGAGGCUGAAGGGAAUGUGGAGCUGCGUCCUGGCGACGAUGUCGAAUUCACCAUACAAACCCGUAGCUCUGCCUCGGUGCCGCCGCAGGGCCGCGAAUUUGCCUGCAACAUCACUCGUCUGGCACCUGGCUCUGUAAUCUUCGAGGAUGUUGAUAGCACCAUCUAUAAGGGGCAAGUACUGAAGCCCCUUGAUCGCAACAAUCCUGUGCGUCAGAACACCGACCCAUUGCCCGGACGUAUUCGUUAUCGUGCUCUGGACUAUUCCGAGGUGGAGGUACCGUUCGGCGAUAAGGAUCAGAAGGGUGAUUUCACUUUGCGUCAUGGCGAUUGGGUGCAGUUCUUGUUGGCUACCGAUCGACGGGAUCAAUUGCAGCGUGCUACAUCAAUUGCCCUGUUGGAUGAGACAUUCAAGGUGUCCGGAGAGAAACGGGAACAGGGCGCUAUAGCUUCGCUGAAGGACGGAUUUGGCUUUUUGCGCUGUGUGGACCGUGCAGUGCGUUUGUUUUUCCAUUAUACUGAGAUAUUGGACACGAGUCGCGAAAUUGAAGUUAACGAUGAGGUGGAGUUUACCGUUAUUCAGGAGCCCGGAUUGGCCUAUAAUAAUUCGCGUUUGCAGGCCAUACGCAUUAAACACUUGCCACCGAACUCUGUGCAAUUCGAAACGUUAAUGGCAAGCAACAUUGAGGGUUGCGUGACACGCGAGGCACCAAAAAGUCCAGUUAAAUCACAAGAUCGCGUCGAAGGCGGCGUAAUUACCUAUGAACACGGCGACGUUAAAAAGACUAUAAUGUAUUUUCUCAAAGACUGCGAAAAACCACCAAGGAUUGGCGACCGUGUACGCUUCGAUAUCUACAUGGUGAAACGUAAUAAGGAAUUUAUUGCCGUCAAUGUGCAGCAGAUAUCCCUGCAACAGCAGCAGGCACAGCAACAACUCUUGUCUGCUCAGCAAGCAGCCACGCAGCAGCAGCAACAACAACAGCAGCAGCAACAACAACAACAACAGCAGCAGCAACAACAACAACAACAGCAGCAGCAAUUGCCUGUCAAUCUGAAUCAAAACGAUCAAUUGCUGCUCUCGAAUGGCAUCAGCAGCAGCAGCUCCAAUACUUCGCUGCAGAAUGGAUACAUUAUGCAUGGCAGCCCCGGCGGCAGCACCAGCAGUGUGGGCAGCAAUGCCACCCAGACCGUUUGCACUCCACAUAUCGAAGAUUUUAAGCUGGAGAACAAUAACCAUGCUAGCAGCGAGGCUGUUCAAGUAUAUCGCGGCUUCAUAGCUGUGAUUAAAGAGAAUUUUGGCUUCAUUGAGACGCUCUCCCACGAUGAGGAGGUCUUCUUUCACUUCAGCAACUAUCAGGGCAAUCCCCAUUGGUUGGAGUUGGGACAAGAGGUUGAAUACACGCUGGCGCCCAAUGGCAAUACCUCCGUUUCGGGCAAUUGUCUGCCAGCGGAGAACGUGCGCACGUUGCCCAAGAACUCCAUACCACAACCGGCUGUCUUGGAGACUCUACACAAUGGCGUAGUGGCACGUCCAUUACGUUGCAUCAAUCCCGAUCAGCAGGAAUAUGCUGGACUAAUCGAAAUACACGAUUCGCAACGCACAACGAUUAUAUCGCAACAUGAGUUUGGCAUCACUAGCUUGGUUAACAAGCGCGAUCUCUUGCAAAAGGGUGAUCUGGUCAGUUUCCGCAUUGAUGAGAGCGGUCGGGCAGCGGAUGUGAAUGCCGUGCGUCAAAAGAAGCGCGCCACAGUUGAUUCGAUCAAGGGCCAGUUUGGUUUUCUCAAUUUCGAGGUGGAGGAUGGCAAGAAACUUUUCUUUCAUAUGUCUGAAGUUCAGGGCAAUACGGUUGCAUUGCAUCCUGGCGAUACUGUCGAAUUCUCCGUGGUGACCAAUCAGCGUAAUGGCAAAUCUUCGGCUUGUAAUGUUUUGAAAAUUAACGAUCGACCCGAUCGUUUGAUCUCGCGCCUAAAACUCAAUGGCGAUGACACUGUGCCACGGCUGAUACUCAUACGCGCGCCCAAAGGACCGCAGGCCAAGGGCUUCUCUGCUUUGGCGCGCCACCCACGCAUUCCAGGCGCUUUGGUGGAAUAAUUUGUUUGGAGCCAGCUAGUAAAGGCAAAUCAAAGACAUCAUAUGCUAACAACAACUAUAUAUUCUUGUACGCUUGAACAUUUAAAUAUUUAAAUCUAAAAUAUACAUGCAUGCGCAACUAACAAGGCUUAAAAACAUAAAACACAAACAACAAGCAACCAACCAAGCAAAACCAACCAAGCAAGCAAGCAACCAACCAACCAACUACGUGAACUUGUCGCUAUAACCAUUAAACAUUUACAAAUAUUAUAAAUAUUAUCCUAGGAAGAAACUAUUGGAAACGAUAAUAAUAAUAAUAUUGAUACCAGAUACCAA